AUGUCAGGUGCUUCCGCCGCCCCGGCACCCAUGCCUCCGGGCAGACCCAUCGCAGUUCCCGUAGAGUCUUCCACAUGGGAUCGCAUCACCAACUGGGCCGCCGAGAACAAGGCCCUCGUCUACACCAUUGCUGGUGUUACCCUCGUAGCCACUGGUGCCGGUGUUGUAUACUACCUCAACAGCGAUUCCAAGCCCAAGACCACACAACCAAAGAUCAGCAAGAAGGAGAAGAGGAAACGGAAAGAGGCCGAGCGCCAGGCAGAGGCCCAAAAGGCCGCUGAGGCUGCUCCCGAGAAGCCCAAGGCCGCAGUCGUGGAAUCCGCCGACGAGCUGCCCGAAAUCACCGCAGAACUCGCCGCGACUCUCUCCGAUGAGAAGCGCAAGGAGUACGCAUUACAGCUCAAGAAUGCCGGCAACCAGGCCUACGGUAGCAAGGACUACAACAAGGCCAUCGGCCUCUACUCUCAGGCUAUUCUGUGCAAGCCUGACCCCAUCUUCUACUCCAACCGUGCUGCUUGCUACAAUGCCUUGAGCGUCUGGGAUAACGUCGUUGAGGACACCACUGCCGCCAUUAACCUUGACCCCACCUACGUCAAGGCUCUGAACCGACGCGCCAAUGCUUACGAGCACCUCGAACAGUACAGCGAGGCUCUCCUGGACUUCACUGCUAGCUGCAUCAUCGAUGAGUUCAAGAACGAGUCCAGCGCUAACUCCGUUGAGCGACUCUUGAAGAAGGUCGCCGAGGUCAAGGCCGACGAUAUCAUCAAGUCCAAGAACCCCAACAAGCUUCCUAGCCCGACCUUUGUCGCCAACUACAUCCAGAGCUUCCGCGCCAAGGACCGCCCUGCUGGUUUGGAAGACUCCAACGAGCUGGACCUGAACACCGGAAAGGGACAGCUCCAGGCGGGUCUGAGAGCAAUGGAGCGCAAGACGCACGAGGGUUACGAGGAGGCUGCCACUGCCUUUGAGAAGGCAUUGGAGCUGGGCGACCUCGGCGAGUUCGAGGCUCUCGCCUACAACAUGCGCGGUACCUUUAGAUGCCUCAAGGGCAACCAGGAGCAGGCACUGGCCGAUAUGGAUAAGAGCAUUGAGAUUGACCCGUCGUUGACUCAGAGUUACGUCAAACGUGCAAGCAUGCGCCUUGAGAGAGGCGAGCGGGCUGAGGCUGCUGACGAUCUUGAGAAGGCCGUUCAACAGAACGACCAGGAUCCCGAUAUCUACUACCACCGCGCGCAACUGCACUUUAUCCACGGCGAGUUCCAAGAGGCCGCCAAGGAUUACCAAAAGUCCAUCGAUCUCGAUACCACCUUCAUCUUCUCUCACAUUCAGCUUGGUGUCACCCAGUACAAGAUGGGCUCGAUAGCGUCCUCCAUGGCCACCUUCAGAAGGUGUGUCAAGAACUUUGACAAGGUGCCGGAUGUCUACAACUACUACGGUGAGCUGCUGCUCGACCAGGGCAAGUUCGAGGAGGCUAUCCAGAAGUUUGAUACCGCUAUGGAGAUGGAGAAGCAAACCAAGCCUAUGGCCAUGAACGUGCUGCCUCUCAUCAACAAGGCUCUCGCUCUGUUCCAACAGAAGCAAGAGUUUACCGAGGCUGAGAAGCUGUGCGAAAAGGCCUUGAUUAUUGAUCCCGAGUGCGAUAUUGCUGUUGCCACCAUGGCUCAGCUCCUUUUGCAACAAGGAAAGGUCAUUGACGCCCUGAAGUACUUUGAGCGUGCUGCCGAGCUGGCCAGAACACCCGGAGAGAUUGUCAAUGCCUUGUCCUAUGCCGAGGCUACACGUACGCAACUCCAAGUCCAAGAGAAGUAUCCCCAGCUGGCUGCCAAGCUGUCUGCCGGUAUGGGAGGUGGUUUCCCUGGUCGAUAG
This is a messenger RNA of Pestalotiopsis fici W106-1, 1866 nucleotides long. RefSeq names its product Mitochondrial import receptor subunit tom-70. Gene Ontology annotation, cellular component: mitochondrial outer membrane. Gene Ontology annotation, molecular function: protein binding; protein-transporting ATPase activity. NCBI's taxonomy places the organism in Eukaryota, Fungi, Ascomycota, Sordariomycetes, Amphisphaeriales, Sporocadaceae. The transcript is spliced from 4 exons. Gene Ontology annotation, biological process: intracellular protein transport. Bases 1 to 1866 code for a protein of 621 amino acids. The record is from RefSeq and is a predicted model, not a curated record.